Molecule: messenger RNA, 338 nt
Organism: Tricharina praecox
Lineage: Eukaryota; Fungi; Ascomycota; Pezizomycetes; Pezizales; Pyronemataceae
Exons: 1
Coding region: 46-264 (72 amino acids)
Source: RefSeq, a predicted model, not a curated record
CGAAAAAUCUGUCCCUUAUUAUUCCCGAGGACUUGAUGAACUAUUAUGGAUAGCACAUACCUACUGUUCGUACUUGAGCAAGUAAUGACUGUCACGGCCUCAGCUCCACUGACGACAGAAAUUGCGAAGUACAUUGGUAGGGAAAUAAGGAGGACCUGGUGCCGGUUGAAGCGGCCGUUUACUGUGUGGUGUAGAUCAUCCACAGAUCACUCGGUCAACUGUUUUGUGUUGGGGUUUUCGCUGGAGAUGGAGACCAUGGUUUGAAGAUUAAACAUUAAAAAAAAAGAUGGGAGAUCAUGGAGAGGAUUGCAGUGCCGAAGAGGUCUAUCGGGAAGGCC